AUGCUCCCGUUCGGUCUCAAACUCGCCUGGUUUGCGCUGUCGCUUACCGGCGUAGUUGGCUGCUGGGCGGUCCUUCUUCUGCUCGGAUCGGUUACAGGAAGGUUGUGGGCUCCAGUUGCGUAUGCGGUCGGUGCCACUAUAAUCGAGGUCAUCUUCUUGCUGGGCUUGAUUUGGCAAAUGCAGCCCGCGAAAAUGCCUGUCGCGUUUUGUUUGGUACAAGUCCUUGGUUUCGGCUCCGCGUCUUUCUUCCUUGCGGGUAUUCUCGCUGCUCUGACUACUGGAACGACGUUGUAUGUCGCAAAGCCAAAGCAAUGGAGCUCAUCCGAUGAAUCAAACGCGUUAAAAUGGCGAGCAUACUAUCUGCUUCCCACUCUCGUCUUUCCUUUGCUUGCGACAACAGUCCAUGUCACGUUCGUCAUAUUCUUUUCCGACUUCAAUAUUUCCGGUGGUAUGGUUUGCGUACCCCAUCCGCUAUGGUUGAGGUUCUUGAGCUUCGGGGGCCCUCCUCUCAUCAUUACGAUUCCUUGUCUCUGCUUCACCAUCCACUCCGUCAUACGAGUUUCUCAGAUUCACCAACACAUACUCCGCGCACGUCGCUCUGUCAACUUCGAAAACCUCGACCGCUUUACCGUGAGGCCUACGAGGUCGGACAAAUCAUUAUUCAAGUCAAGGUCUAGUCGCUUUGGAACACCAACCACUAGUCCUCCAACGAGUCCACGUGGAGUAGCUAUUACGACUCUAUCUCCCUCGUCCUCUGUUCGUGCCACUACACAACCGCGGAAAGAGGCCGUUGCCUUGGACGAUAAACUUCGCAGCUUUCACCUUCCGUUUAGCGGGCCGCCUCACGCUCAAGGCGCGACAUCAUCAUCGUUGGACGACGAAUCGUUCGACACAGUCUCCAGUGUUUCGUUUGCCGCGAUGGCUACGGCAGGUAACAAUAAUCUGAGGAGUACUACCGUCCAAGCAGUCAAGCCGCACUCCUCGAUUGCCCAGCUCUUUGGCCUAUAUAAUACCGAAGUCGACGGGGACGACGUCCAAACGCCACUGCGAUCCAAAAGCCCCACUAUACAGACAGAGCCUCGGAGCGAGUCGAUCAACAACAGCGACCGCAUCUCACCCAACGAGCUGGCAGCCAACAUGCAGUACCAAGGCGAUUUGUUGGUCUCCAGCGCCAGUGGGAUUGGUGAUCUAUCAUCUGAGCCAUUCGACGACAUUGCGACCCUCCCAUCUAAAGCCGCAACAGCAUACCGCAAUCCUCCCAAACUUCCUUCGCUUAUCCGCAGUCUGCUUGCAUUCCAACUCCUCCUCGUGAUCACGCAACUUCUGUCUGUUAUAACUCCACUAUCCGACAUUGCACGCGGCGGCGCUCAUGGGACACCAGCCGAGCUCGGAACCCAGCAUUUCGCGCUUAUAUUGGUGGCGUGGGCGCCCAUCUUCGCGUUCGGUGUGUAA
Messenger RNA from Mycena indigotica, 1452 nucleotides. Its product is annotated as Fungal-trans domain-containing protein. The record is from RefSeq and is a predicted model, not a curated record. Bases 1 to 1452 code for a protein of 483 amino acids. Lineage: Eukaryota; Fungi; Basidiomycota; Agaricomycetes; Agaricales; Mycenaceae. The transcript is spliced from 8 exons.